Recurvomyces mirabilis is the source of this 1755-nucleotide messenger RNA. RefSeq lists its product as uncharacterized. The coding region runs from base 1 to 1755 and encodes 584 amino acids. NCBI's taxonomy places the organism in Eukaryota, Fungi, Ascomycota, Dothideomycetes, Mycosphaerellales, Teratosphaeriaceae. The record is from RefSeq and is a predicted model, not a curated record. Gene Ontology annotation, molecular function: hydrolase activity, acting on carbon-nitrogen (but not peptide) bonds. The transcript has a single exon.
AUGUCGGGCUCAAACGAAAACGACACCACCUUCCUCGGUGCAAACGUAAUCGAUGGCUCCGGCGCACGACCAGCCUAUCAAGCCAACGUCCACAUCCGCAACGGUCUCAUCCACAGCAUCGACGAGUCCGACGACCUAGGCUGGACAGACGAAAGAGUCAUUGACUGCUCCACCGGCCACUGGACCCUCUGCCCAGGCUUCAUAGACAUGCACGCCCACUCCGACCUCUCACUCCUGCACACACACGCCCACCUAGCCAAAAUAACCCAAGGAGUAACGACCGAAGUAAUCGGCCAGGACGGUAUCGCUUAUGCACCCGUUGACGAUCAAGCGAUGGCGAGGAUCAAGAAACAGAUUUCCGGCUGGAAUGGCGAACCCAAGAGCCCCGAGGAUUUCUUUGACAGGUGGAGGAGUGUGAGGGAGUAUUUGGAUGUUUUGGAUCAGGGGUUGGAUGGGAAGGGGAUUGCUACUAAUGCCGCUUUCUUGGUUCCGCAGGGGAAUUUGAGGAUUCUGACGAUGGGCUAUGAGAGUCGUGCGGCUACGAGGGAGGAGACUGAGAGGAUGAAGGAGAUUCUUACGAUUUCGCUGGAAGAGGGGGCGGUGGGGAUGUCGAGUGGGUUGACAUAUGUGCCUGGCAACUUUGCUACGUUCGAUGAGCUGGUGGAGCUUUGUAAGGUGCUUGUGAAGUAUAAUGCCUACUACUGUCCCCACCAUCGCUCGUAUGGCGCCGGUGCUAUGGAAGCCUACGCCGAGAUGAUUGAGCUAGCACGACAGACGGGCGUACGUCUCCAUCUCACACACGCUACACUGAAUUUCCCAGAGAACGCAGGACGAGCUGAUGAGCUGCUCAGGAUAAUUGACGACGCACUUGCAGAAGGCGUCGACAUCACUCUCGACACAUAUCCCUACACCCCGGGCUCCACAACCCUAGCCGCUCAACUCCCAAGCUGGGUAUCCAGCAGCUCAGACAAACUCGCCCUUCUGAAGGACCCCAUCCAACUAGCCAAACUGAAACACCAAUGCCUCAUCACCGGCUCAGACACAGGCGGAACCCUAGACUGGCCCACCCUCGAAAUCAGCGGCGUCCUAAACCUCAAACUCGCCUCUUCCUGCGUCGGGAAACGCAUCUCCGAGAUCGCUGAAGAGCGGGACGAGGAGCCCUUCGAUACAUUCAUUUGGUUGUUGAAGGAGGACGAUUUCAGCACCACCAUCUUAAUGCAUGUAGGGCACGAGUCUAAUGUGCGGAAGAUUAUGCGGCAUCGGCGACACACGGGCGGUAGUGAUGGGAUUCUGACGAGCACGAAACCGCAUCCGAGGGGUUGGGGCACGUUUCCGCGGUAUCUUGGGCAUUAUGGGAGAGAUCUAAAGGAAGGUAGGGUUAGGGAUAUUCAUGCUCCGAAGAGGAGUUCUGAAGGUGGAGCGGUGGAGGAGGAGUUUGAGGAUGUGGUGCCGGAGACGAUUUUCGAGGGUGGGCUGGAGGAGGUGGUGCAUCAUCUUACUGGGAGAGCAGCGGAUGUACUUCGCCUGAGAGAUCGGGGGUUGAUACGUGAAGGGUAUCGAGCGGAUCUUGUGUUGUUUGAUGCGGAGACAAUACGCGAUCGGGCUACUUUUGCUGAUCCGCAACAGCCUGCUGAGGGGAUUAGGAUGGUUAUGGUUAAUGGUGUUUUGGCUGUGGACGAGGGGACGCCGACAGGUGCGAGGGCUGGGAAGACUGUACGGAUGAAGCGGGAGGGGAGUGGAUGGGUUGUCAGAUGA